UAAUUCAUAUAACUAAUCAAAUAUAUCUAACUUUAAAAAACAUUUUUUUCAAUUUUAAUUAGCAAAGUGUAACUUUACGGUAUAACGUUACGACUCGUGCGAUAACACAUGUAUCAUCUAUGUUAAUUGUUAAAUUUUGCAAAAAUCUAAAAUAAUUUGAAUUGAAUGAAUGUCUGUAAAAAAAAAAGAAUUGAAUGAAUGAAAAAGUUGAUUACAAUUGUCGUAAGAUACACUUUACAUAGGGGUUUUUUAGAUGAAAUAGAAAAUACCACUGAAUUUCAGACACAUAGAACUAUGAAGUCUCAAGUUCGAACCCGGGUGAAGGUGUCAAACAUAGUAAUAUCGACAUUGCCAACAAACACUAAGUUGUAACUAAUACUAACCAUCUUGUAAUUACAGUUAACAAACUCUGACAAGUUAAGGGGCCCAAAGUUCUAGGAUGAAAAUUAUGAAGCUAAAAUCGUAAGAUUUCAAAAGUUAACAAGUCAACAAAUAUACGCGCUUUCAAAAAAUAAACUUGUAGGCUAAGCUAAGUAGUAAUAUUAACAUCAAGAGUGAACACCAAAACUCACUCAUCACAACACAAGUCAACAAAACACAAUCUUAGUUAGUUCAUGUUUUCUUUCUCAUCCAAUGUUAGAAAGCAUUUGAUUCCACAAUAGCAACAAAACCAACAUUACUUUCUUUGUUAUCAUUAUCCUCAAAAAACACACACACACACACAAGAGUCGCUAUAGCUAUGGCGGAACUGUUGGGUGGAGCUGCCAUUGGAGCUCUCAUGGGAGAGACAGUGAAACACGCAGUUCAGGAAAUAAAAAAUGGUCGAAAAUUUGGUCCCACACUGAAAACCAGCGAACAAACUUUAAACGCUUUGGCUCCUUUGGUUGAACAGAUCAAAGUUUCCAAUGAUUCAUUGGGUCGACCCAGAGAAGAUAUACAGAAGUUAGAGACUCACAUAGGAGAACUUAAAGAGCUUGUGGAAAAAUGCAAGAAACUUACUCGGGGGAACGUUCUUUCUUUUUCACGUUACCAAGCAAAACUUAAGAGGAAAUUUGAGGCUCUUGAGAUACAUUUAUCUUUUAUUGUUCAACUUGAGAAUAAAAUUGAUUUGGGUAAGUUGUUGGUUAUGCAGAAAGAAAUUUCUGAGAAUAUGGUUAGGAAAAAUGAGAUUUUGGGUCAGUUUAAUGGGAACGAAAUUAGGGGUUGGUGUGGUGCUCCUGAUGAGCCUCAAUGUAUAGGAAUGGAUGAGCCUUUAAGUAAGUUGAAGAAACAAUUGAUGAAGGGUGGUGUUUCUGUGCUUGUUUUGGCUGGUUUGGGUGGAUCAGGUAAAACCAAUAUUGCUAAGAAACUUUGUUGGGAUCCACAAAUCAAAGACAAGUUCAGAGGAAACAUCUUCUAUGUUACUGUCUCAAAAACUCACAACUUGAAGAACAUUGUACGGACACUAUUUCAACAUUGUCAACAUGGGGCGCCUAUGUUUCAAUCUGAUGAAGAUGCAAUUAACCGAUUGGGACUUCUGCUGAAGCACGUUGGUACUGACUCAGAAGGCCAUGUUGUGCCAAUAUUAUUAGUCUUGGAUGAUGUUUGGCCUGAAUCAGAAGAACUUGUAGAGAAGUUCAAAUUCCAAAUGUCAGAUUAUAAGAUUUUGGUGACUUCAAGGGUUGCAUUUAGAAGAUUUGGCACUCCAUUCAAGUUGGAUCCACUUGUUCAUGAUCAUGCAGUGUCCCUCUUCCAGCACUAUGCUCAAUUGAAUGAGAGCAGCUCAUACAAGCCUGAUAGAGAUCUUCUUGAUGAGAUAGUGAAAGGUUGCAAGGGUUCACCGUUGGCGCUUCAGGUCACUGCUGGAUCACUCUGUCAGCAGCCUUUUGAGAAGUGGCAAACUAUGAUGGAACGUUUAAAGAGUCAAACCAUCCUUGAGUCUAAUAGCACUAACUUGCUUUCUCGCCUGCAACAAAGUUUGGAUAUAUUGGAGGAUAUCAAAGAGAAGGAAUGCUUUGUGGAUCUAGGGCUAUUUCCUGAAGACCAGAUGAUCCCUGUAACUGUCCUCAUUGAUAUGUGGGCAACACUGUAUAACCUAGAUGAAGAUGGUAUCCAAGCAAUGGCCAUUGUCCACAAUUUAAACACCAGGAAUUUGAUUAGUAUAAUAUCUACAAGGAAAGUUGCAACAGAAGCAGACAUGUACUACAAUAACCACUAUGUCGUGAUACAUGAUCUCCUCAGAGAACUAGCAAACCAUCAAAGGAAAGAGGAAUCGUUUGAUCAGAGAAAGAGACUGAUCAUCGACUUGCAUGGAGAUGAUCGUCCCGAUUGGUGGAUAGGACCGAAUCAGCAUGGAAUGAGUAGUUGUAUGCCUUCAUCCGUAACUCGGAUGUGGGUAAAACAAAAGAAAGUAAAGGUUGCUGCCGGUAUAUUGUCUAUAUCAGCUGAUGAAACAUUUUCUUCGGGUUGGUGUGACAUGCGACCUGAUGAAGCUAAGGUUCUGAUAUUAAAUCUUCGGUCUGACAAGUACUCAUUACCGGAUUUCACCAAAAAAAUGAGUAAACUGGAAGUUUUAAUAGUCACAAAUUAUGGUUUUCAUUGUUCUGAAUUAACCAAGCUUGAGCUACUUGGUUUUUUAUCAAACUUGAAAAGAAUAAGGUUGGAGAAAGUUUCUGUCGAGGGCCUAUGCAAAUUGAAUAAUCUGCGAAAAUUGUCCCUUCAUAUGUGCAGUACAAGAAAUGCUUUUGAAAGUUGUUCUAUCAAAAUUUCAGAUGCUAUGCCAAAUCUAGUGGAGUUGAGCAUUGACUAUUGUAAAGAUUUGAUUAAAUUGCCUGAUGGAUUGUGUAACAUAACCACAUUGAAGAAGCUCAGUAUCACCAACUGCCACAAUCUUUCUGCAAUGCCUCAAGAUAUUAAAAACCUGGAGAAUUUGGAAGUGCUAAGGCUUUGUUCCUGUUCUGAUUUAAAAGAGAUGCCAGAAUCUGUUGAAGGCCUUAACAAGCUACGUUGUCUCGACAUCUCAGACUGUGCGAGUCUUCCAAAAUUACCGGACGAUAUUGGUAAGUUGCAAAAGCUUGAGAAGCUCGCCAUGAAGGGUUGCUCAAAGUUGAGUGAAUUGCCUAAUUCUGUCAUCAAAAUUGGAAAUUUAAAGCAUGAAAUGCAUGUGAUCUGUGAUGAAGAACAUGUUAUCUUAUGGGAACAUUAUCGCAACAUUCCCUAUUUAAGCAUAGAUAUGCAUAAAGAAGAUAUUAACUUAAAUUGGCUUCAUAGAACUCGUUCCUGAGUGUUGAUUCAUGAAGAUAAAGUGAGUUUAAGUCAUGUUGAUACUUGUAAACAAUGUUGUUACACAUGUUUUCCUAUUUAUCAUGUUGUCCAUGUAACUGUAGGGAUUUGUGUUGGAUUGUAAUAUUGCUACACAUAUGAUAAAUAAUGAGUGGGGUGGGCUGUUUAGUUGGCAAGUUUGUUAUGCCUUGGUAGUAUAUUUAUAGUGAGGUGAGGGAAGCUUGAGAUUAUGGAAGAUUUUAGUUUGAACCAUUAUAGGAGUGUUCUCUUUCUUUGAGAGCUUAGCUCUAGUGUAGAUUGAAAUUCAUUUACUUCAACAUUUUAUCUUUCAUUUUGCUAGUUGCCAUUGUAAGAGUUUUUCUCCAUUUUCCAGUCAAUAAACACAUUAUUUCUUA
Trifolium pratense (red clover) is the source of this 3656-nucleotide messenger RNA. Its product is annotated as probable disease resistance protein At5g66900. The coding region runs from base 740 to 3262 and encodes 840 amino acids. The record is from RefSeq and is a predicted model, not a curated record. The transcript has 5 exons. Gene Ontology annotation, biological process: defense response to fungus. Lineage: Eukaryota; Viridiplantae; Streptophyta; Magnoliopsida; Fabales; Fabaceae. Gene Ontology annotation, molecular function: ADP binding.